AUGAGGCUUAAAUGGUCUCACUUACAAAGCGAAGUCAAGAAAAAGGCUGCGAAAAAGAGAAAAGAUGAAAGAAAAACAGGUGGGGGCCCUUGUGAAGUGCCAGAUUUGACACCAAUAGAAGAAAAAAUCAUGGCCAUUAUUCCAACAGUGGCCAUAGAAGGAAUUCCAGGGGGCAUCGACACACUAGAUGAAUCCACUUUUAGGGAUGUAGCUCCACUAUCGCCUUGUACGGAGGCUUCUCAAUGCGAUUCCAGACCUCCGUUCGAGUCAACUCCAGAAACACAAUUUCUCGAGGAAGAUGCUUGGCAGCCACUGCAAAUAGUCUCACUAGGUAUAGGGUUAGGGCCAGAGAUGGAUGAAAACCCUACAGUAGUUAGCAGCGUCAGUUCCACUCCUCCCCAACCAGCACAACAGCAGAACGAAUAUGUUGACACGCAUAGAAAAGAUACUCAUCAUAAGAGGCGUCGCAGGGACCCAGGAGCAGAGAUGUCUACAAAAGAGGUAGAUAUAAUCCGCGUGGUGCAGGAGAGGUUGAAGCUCGAAACGGAGAGAUUACAUUGUGAGCAGCACCGGUUGGCGGCUGAACAGGAAUGCAUGCUUGACAUUGAGAAGCGCCGCCUUGAAAUCGAACAGCAGCGACUGGAGAUUGAGCUAAGGAGGGACACUGUUUCGCAAGGACACGAAUUUCAAACCUACUAG
This is a messenger RNA of Priapulus caudatus, 699 nucleotides long. RefSeq lists its product as uncharacterized. The record is from RefSeq and is a predicted model, not a curated record. Lineage: Eukaryota; Metazoa; Priapulida; Priapulimorpha; Priapulimorphida; Priapulidae. Bases 1 to 699 code for a protein of 232 amino acids. The transcript has a single exon.